GUGCUCUUGUUAUUUCGAGCACAGACUGUUGAUAUUGAACAAAAGCUAUAGCAACAAAUCGGUUAUUAUUUUCAAUAAGGAAUAUUUCUUAUAUUCGAAUGAAUGUUGUGAUCAGCUAGCUCGGCUAGAGGCAGUGAGUCGCGUGUCGCCGACGUCACACAUUUGACAUUGGCAUGGAGCGUGGUAGCAAGCUGACACGAUAGUCGUUGUAGUCAUGGCUCUUCCUCAGCUUUCAAGAUCCCUUACUGGCCUCCUCGUUGGCACAUCGUCCAUAAUCCAGCAGCGGACUUUUGGUGUGUCCCCUGUUGCAGCAGCCAUUCAGAAAAUGACAAGAGUCCGCGUUGUGGACAACAGCUCUCUUGGAAAUACACCAUAUCACCGCGCACCAAGAGUGAUCCAUGUCUACACUAAGAAUGGCGUAGGGAAAGUCGGUGACAGAGUGUUGCUUGCCAUCAAAGGACAGAAGAAGAAAGCUUUAAUCGUUGGACACAAAAUGCCUGGAGAACGCAUGAGUCCACGCUUUGAUUCGAACAAUGUCGUUCUGAUUGAGGAAAAUGGGAAUCCUACCGGAACAAGGAUUAAAGUUCCUAUACCCACACAUCUACGGAAACUGGAGGGAGACUUCUCCAAAGUGUUGGCAAUUGCUAGUUCAUUUGUUUGAUAACUGCAUAUUUCAGCUGUGAUUUUUGAAAUAAAUAAUCUGUGCAUUUCCCCAUCUGCUGUGGGGUAUAUGAGCAUCUUA
Messenger RNA from Scophthalmus maximus (turbot), 742 nucleotides. It is a transcript of the gene mrpl14, whose product is annotated as mitochondrial ribosomal protein L14. Bases 215 to 661 code for a protein of 148 amino acids. The transcript has 3 exons. NCBI's taxonomy places the organism in Eukaryota, Metazoa, Chordata, Actinopteri, Pleuronectiformes, Scophthalmidae. Gene Ontology annotation, cellular component: ribosome; mitochondrion. The record is from RefSeq and is a predicted model, not a curated record. Gene Ontology annotation, molecular function: structural constituent of ribosome. Gene Ontology annotation, biological process: translation.